Molecule: messenger RNA, 4177 nt
Organism: Mugil cephalus (flathead mullet)
Lineage: Eukaryota; Metazoa; Chordata; Actinopteri; Mugiliformes; Mugilidae
Gene: map1sa
Product: microtubule-associated protein 1Sa
Exons: 7
Coding region: 143-3961 (1272 amino acids)
Biological process (GO): dendrite development; regulation of microtubule depolymerization; microtubule cytoskeleton organization
Cellular component (GO): dendrite; neuronal cell body; cytosol
Molecular function (GO): microtubule binding; actin binding
Source: RefSeq, a predicted model, not a curated record
UGAUUGGCCAGGAGUUCAUCUCUCGUCUGUGAUUGGCCAGGAGUUGUGCCAUUUAAAAACUUUCCCGCCUCUGCUGUCAGCGGGGCGCGGCUUAGCGUCAGGGUGCGUCUGACGUCAUCAGCGGACUGUCCAUGAUGCCAAGAUGGCGGCGGAGUGGGGCGGCGGUCCCGGUUCUUCCCCUCCCGGUUCGUGCGGUCCCGGUUCGUGUGGUCCCGGGUCCUCGGUGGACUACUCGUUGCUGGUGGUGGUCGGAGCCCUGGGGCCGGGAAGCGGUCUCCUGGAGCGGCUGCUAGAGCAGAUCGAGUCCGGUGUCCGUCGUUGGCCCGUGGACCUGGACGUCUCUGUGGUGGAUCAGCAGCUUAAGCUCUUCGUGUCGAGACACUCGGCCUUCCUGUCAGAGCAGGUCCCAGGUCAGAGGACGCUGCAGCACCGUGGAGACGUGUUGGACGUGUUGGUUGUGGUAAAUCCAGCUCAGGAGUUGGUCUGUUCAGAGGUUCGGCGUCUGAUCUGUGACUCGUCUCGACACAAGUUGCUGAUUGUGGCCGGUCAGUUUGUGGAGGACAGUGGAGACAUCGUGUUGCAGAAAGGAUGUUUCUCCUUCAACCACCUUCUGCACCUCCUCAAUGAUGAUGAGGUCUUUGAGCUUCUGAGCACAGCGGACUCGGCCCUGAAAUCCAGCCUCACCCUCAGCUGUCCAGACUCUGGUCUCUGGAAGGACUCGUUGCUGGGUAAACACAACUUGCAAGAGUACAUAAAUAUCCAGAUCAACCCUCCCCUGGUCCUCCCUCAAAUGGAGGGUCUGCAGGAGUUCACAGAGUACCUGUCCGAGUCUCUGGAGCCAGAGUCGCCCUUCGACCUCCUGGAGCCCCCCAGUACCGUGGGUUUCCUGAAACUGUCCCGGCCCUGCUGCUACAUCUUCCCUGGCGGGAGGGGCGACUCUGCCUUCUUUGCUGUGAACGGGUUUAACAUCCUGGUCAACGGUGGGUCCGACACCCGCUCCUGCUUCUGGAAACUGGUCCGACAUUUGGACAGGAUCGACUCGGUGCUUCUGACCCACAUCGGCCUGGACAACCUGCCGGGGAUGAACAGUCUGCUGCUGAGGAAGGUCGCCGAGCUGGAUGAGGAGGAGUUGUCUGGAGCUCAGACCGAAGAGGACUGGAUGAAGAACCUCAUCUCCCCGGAGGUUGGCGUCGUCUUCCUCAACGCUCCAGACCGACUCCGGUCCAUCCCGGCGAAUCCCAGCGAGCUGAGGAGCUGCGACCAGGCAGCGCUCACUCUGCAGCUCUUACAAAGACUGUCAAUGAAACAAGAGCCUCUGACCCGGCCCGGGGGAGCCGUCAUAGAACCAGUCAUCCUGUUUCAGAAGAUGGGAGUGGGCCGUCUGGAGCUGUACACACUGAAUCCAGUCGGUGGCAGCAUAGAACUCGAAACUUUGAUGCAGGUUUGGCCGAACAGCUGUAACGUGACGGGCUCGGACCUGCCGCUGCCUUGCCUCGCCUCCGUUUGUGCUUUACUGGUCUGGCAUCCAUCCAGCCCUCAGGAGAAGAUCAUCCGGGUCCUGUUCCCAGGGUGUACUCCACAGACCAAAAUCCUGGAUGGACUUGAAAAACUCAAACAUCUCGAGUUCCUCAAACAUCCAAGUGUGUGUUUGAAGGACCUUGAAGCCUCCAAAACCGAGAAGCAACUGAAACACGGUGAGAGUCGGGAAAGCCUUAAGACCCAGUCCAGGGACCUCAGACCCAGUAGUGCCUUGCAGAAAGAAAAACCCGGACGGGUUGAUAUCAAAAAACUAGAGACCAAAACAAAGUCUAAAGUAGCUGGGGACGCUUUACAAAAAGAAAAGAAGACCACCGAAGAAAAGCCCAAGAUGAAGGAAGCUGAAGCUAAGUCAAAGACAACAAAACCAGCUGAAAAACUGAUUCCAAAGAAAGACGUGUCAAAGGAAGAGAAGAAGGAGGUGAAGAAGAAGGAAGAGAAGGUCGCUGUUGCUGCAAAGAAGGAAGAAAAUGAAGAGAAGAAGAAAGAAACUGUGAAGAAGGAAACCGUGAAUCCAAAACCAAAGAAAGACCUUAAACUUGAACCAAAGAAGGACGGAAAGAGGGACGUGAAAACAGAGGAGAAGAAAGCUGUGAAGGUGCAGGUCAAAGAGGUGAAGAAGGUGACGAGUCUGGCGGAGCAGAGGAAAGCUUCAGGAAAGACUCUGAAGAAGGACGGGACCCUAACAAAGAAAGACCCUCUAAACAGGGUGACCAAAGGAAAGUCUGGCUCCAAGGAGGAGAACCAGAAGCAGGUUGGAACUGAUACUGUCCAAGGUCCAAAGCUACGACUGGAAGACGAGAACGGGAACAGAGGCCAGAACUCAAAGAGCGCUAGCACAGAGAGUCCAGAGAGGGACCAGGACGUGGUCACCAGAAAACCGAAGGCUGAGCUGGCAGUGAACUUUGACCUGACUCCGACCUCGUUCCAGCCGGCGGAGGCUCUGAAGAACGGACCGGAGGAAAAGACUCUGGAUCUUGUCUCUCCUGCAGAUUCUGCCCCAAACAGCGCCGGACAUACGCCUUUCCAUCAGGGUCUAGGGGACGACAGCAGCCUCGCGGCCAGGGAGUCCAGUCUGGGCUUUGAGGACUACGUCCAGGGAGGUUCAUGUAGAACCUCAGAGCUUGGUUCUCUGGGGGAAGGCCAAGGAAACUCCAUGUCCUCACAGGGUAAACCGUCCAGCCUCCUGACCCUGAGUCCCUCUAAGGACGGGAUGGUGGACUCCUCCACCACCGUCGCCUCCAUGCCAGCUGAGCUCGGCUCACCUCACUCUACGGAAGUGGACGAAUCCCUGUCGGUUUCUUUAGAGCAGGUCCUGCCACCUACUCCACCUAAAGUCUACUCAAAUGGACAUGUUGGUGAGACGGGGGCGAUCCAACCUCUGGGUUCCCAUCACGGGUCCAACAUCCACACCAUGUCAGAACUCGUCCCAGACGUCCCACAUGACGUUGAUCUUUGCCUGGUGUCCCCCUGUGAGUUCCAGCACGCCCACCAGCAGCAUGUGAACCUGGGCCAGGCCACCAGGACCUCACCAGAACCCCCCAUCAACAACAACCACCCGCAGGACCAGAGCAGCAGCGACCCCUCAACCUACAGCCAGGAAACGCCUCCAUCGUCAGUCAGCGACUCCCCCCCGACAGCCACGGACUCCGAUGUCCCCCCCGUCACCGAGGACUGUCCGUCCAUCACAGCGGACAUGGACUCUGAUGACGAGUCCAGCGACCUCUUCCCACCUUCUCACCCACAAGAUCACCCGAGUUCCUACUGCACCCACAGGACGGGACCGCUCUCCUCCCAUGACCCGCCUCCUGCCCCGGUCAAAGACCUGCCUCCUUUACCCCCCCAGCCUGGAGCCUGCAUGGCCGACGCAGAGGCCGACAAGAACCUGAAGACCUCCGCUUCUAGGACCAAGAGACCAGGUCUACAGCCGAAGGCGUCGUCUGGAGGCGCCGCUCUGAACGGGAAGUCGAAGGGGGCACUCAAGGUGGCCGCCAGCCCCGACAUCAAGCCACCAUCUCGAAGUUCACUUGGUGGAUCCAAGACCGGACCUGCAAGAGCUCCGUCUGCAGGUUCUGAGGGUUCUGUGGUCUACCUGGACCUGGUCUACCUGCCCUCCAGCAGCUCCUCCUCCACCGUGGACCUGGACUUCUUCAGACGCCUCCGCUCCUCCUACUACAUCAUCAGCGGAAACGAUGCAAUGAAGGAGGCGUCGAUGAGGACCAUCCUGGACUCUCUGCUGGACGGGAAGAGCAACUGGCCGGACGUCCAGGUGACUCUGAUCCCGACCUUUGAUUCGCUGGCGAUGCAUGAGUGGUACCAGGAGACGCUGGAGCGCCAGAAGCAACUCUCCGUCACGGUUCUGGGCAGCAACAGCACCGUGGCCAUGCAGGACGAAACCUUCCCGGCCUGCAAGGUCGAGUUCUGAAGCCCCGCCCACGUCCGCCCCAGCCCGCUAGUGAGCAUGCUCAGUUAGAAAUGGUUAGCGAAGCCGGGGCCCCUCACUCGUAUCUAGGCAAAGCCCACAUGCAUGUGUGGUGCAGCUUCCCAGCUCAUGUUGGUCCCAUCUAAUAAGGGCUGGACUCUUUCAUUCCUUCACUAUGUGCCCUAUCUUUGCCUCGGCUCCUGUACUGGGACCCCCCCC